GAUUUCGUACUCAAAAGUGUUCGAAUCAUUUUAACAAGAUGUUGCCGAAAAUGAUCUCUAGUUUGAUUGAUACAUAUGGAGAUUAAGUUCAGAAAGAUGAUAAAUGAUUAAAGCUAUUAUCAAGAUGAAAAUGUAUUGGUAAUUAGGUACAAUAUAUCUUUAUUUCAAGAGUGAUUAAGGUAGACAAUAUAUCAGCUAAAAAUGCAGAUCUAUAUCAGUGGUUAUCAGGCAGAUGAAUCAACAGUGUCUGUCCCACUGUCAUCCUCGGUUAUUCUGUUCCUUCUGAAAUACUGCAAGACACAGUCAUUCCAUGUACACUUAGUGGAUUGUCAAGAUGAGGAGCACGCUGUUGUCAGCAUGUCUAGGGAUUGUUUACAGGACUUGCAUUAUAGUUUUAUAGACAGACAGAGCAUUCCAACGAAAGAUGGCAAAGAUUUAAUGAUCCGUUGUGGACUAUGCAGUGUUGUGAGACAUAUCAUCAAGCUUUGCCAUGAGUUGAUGUCAAAAGGUGGAGACAAUACACUAAUUGAUCUAGCAGACACAUUACCCAUUUCUGUAGAGAUACCUGAAGAUGUAAUGAAGCUGGAACUUCAUUUUGACAGACCGCCACUUCUGCACAAUGAUGAUAAAAAGAAAAGAUUGCUGUUAAAAUCUGUUCAAAACGAACUCGAAAAUGUUGAAAGCUGUCCAGAAGAUGGAAAGACAGUUGUUAGAAAUUUCUUCACAACUCGCGAAAACACUAUGCCACAUGGUAAUAUUCGCUACAGAGUUAUUACACAAGAGGAAAAAGAGGAUAAGAAAUUUGUGAAUGGGGAAAAUGGUGACAAGUGUAAGUUUGGUUGUACUGAAAACCGGCUGAUCAAAUGGUGCGCUAAAUGUAAUGACAGAGAAAAAUUGAGACGUAAGGAAGAGAGACAAAUACAGAAUAAUUCUAGACUGAUUGAGAAAACUAAUAGUGAUUUUGUAACUGAAAAACAGCAUAAUAUUGUUUUUUUUAUUUAUCACUUACUGGAAUCACUCAGAUUCAGAUGCUCAAGUUUUCUCCAGAAAUUACCGAAUGUUAAGAAGUGGCUGACCCAUAUCUUAACUUUACCCAGAAUGCAGCACACAGCUGUAGUAUGUGGCUUUAAAAUGGAUGCCUUAAUGGAAUCUGUAAAAACAUUGUCAGUUGAAGAGGGCGAGCCAGAGUUUACAAUUCCUGAAGUAAUCUUGGAUGUGGAGGAAAAUACUGCAAAUAUAAGUCGCAGCUCGAAAGCAAAGCAGAGGGCCUUGAAGCGGGAUAUUUCAAGAGUUUUGGAGAAAAUAAAGGAGCAUAAUAUAAAUCCGGUGGUGGGACACCAUCCGUAUGGAGACAAUGUUAAAGUUGACUGGAAAUCUGUACCUUUGUCUGCUCAUCCUAAAAUAGAGUUACCUGAGAAAAGAGUGGGAAGGAAGUGUGAGCAGUUAGAAAACCUAGCAACAGCAGUACAAUCUAUUGCUUCACCUGGUCAUGUUAUAGUCGAUUUCUGUAGUGGCGCUGGUCAUCUUGGUAUUAUAAUUGCCUACCUUCUACCCGAUUGUCAGGUGUUUUUAGUUGAAAAUAAUGAAGAAUCUCUAGUCAGGGCAAGUAGACGGGUGAACAGUUUAAACCUUACCAAUAUCAGUUUGUACCAGUGUAACCUAGACUACUUUCAAGGACAGUUUGACAUUGGAGUAUGUUUACAUGCAUGUGGUGUUGCUACAGACCUUGUCUUACAGCAGUGUUUGGAUAGGAAGGCGUCAUUUGUUAUCUGCCCUUGUUGCUAUGGUAGCAUACAGAAUACACACUUGAUCUCAUAUCCCAGAAGUCAAAGCUACAGAGAGGCAGAGUUAAAUGACAAGGAUGUGAUAGUUCUUGGACAUGCAGCAGAUCAGACUGAGGAAAAUACUGAGUUACAGCAGCAAGGUCGACACUGCAUGAACUUAGUAGACACAGAUCGUGCAAGACUUGCUACGGAGAAUGGAUACACUGUGACAUUAUGCUCUUUAAAACCUUUGUCGUGUACACCAAAGAACAAUAUUCUAAUUGGUACAAGAUGUAUGUCAGGAUCUUGACAGCAGUUCUGAAUAGAGAUGCUUCCUCUGGAAUUAAUUUAUGGAUUUAAAUGGUUGCCGAGUUUAUUUACUGAGUACUUGUUUCCACAGAACUGGCUUCAUACACUUAAAUAAUCUUAUAUUUUAACUGAUGCUCCAAGUUUAUGUUUUUAACUGUGACAUAUUUUUAAUGGUUACUUAAAUUUCAACAGAAACAUUCUUAAGUUGUAAAUUACAUACAUACACACUUAAGUUCUGUCAUUAAUUUUAAGUGUAAAUAAGUGGUGAUACCUUUGUGAUCAAAUAAUUAUGGAAAACUUGUACUUAACAAAUCUUGGCAGUACAACUGUAUACAUGAAUGUUUUCUUGAUACUCCUUUAAAAGUAGUGCAUUUAACUGCUGGCUGACUGCAUGUUUGCUAUCAGUUUUCUCAAUUUGCUUUUGUAAAAUUUCAACAUUAGUUAAUAGCUUUUAUUUCUUAUUGAGGAUUUUCUGAUGGUAAAUAUAUAAACAUUGCAUUUUCCUCCGUUUGCAACUCUUACUUGCAAAAAAAAAAUCUACUAAAAUCAUUGUUCUUUCAAAAUUAAAAACACCCAAAACUUUUCAUUGUAUUAUUUAGUUAUUUACCAUGUGUCUUAUGUCUUUUCCAUUACUUGCUUAAGUAUGUCUACCGUUUCGUAAAUAUCGGAGGGGAAGAAAUGUAGAAAAUCAGUAUAAUUGUAAUAACACAAGUGUUUACACUGAAAGAACUGUCACUCAUUGAUAUUUGGUAGGCUGUAAAUUCAGCCAAAUAAAUUCUUUUUAACUACAUUUAUUCGUUUUCAUUUAUCAAUCGGAGAACAACUAAGUAUGAAAUAUCAUAAAAUGACAAUAAAAUCUAUUGAGCCUUUUCAAAUGUUACCAUUACUAAAUAAAAAUGCUUUUAUCAUGAUAAAAGUGGUAUAUUCUAGAGUUUUUACCUGCAAAGUAUUAUUGUUAUAAAUUUAUGUUACUCCAUUCUUUUGCAAGAAAAUUGCAAUGGGUUAAGGUUUAAUAAUAGGAGAUGUGCAUAUUGU
This is a messenger RNA of Mercenaria mercenaria, 3107 nucleotides long. Its product is annotated as glutathione S-transferase C-terminal domain-containing protein-like. The record is from RefSeq and is a predicted model, not a curated record. The coding region runs from base 202 to 2073 and encodes 623 amino acids. NCBI's taxonomy places the organism in Eukaryota, Metazoa, Mollusca, Bivalvia, Venerida, Veneridae. The transcript has 14 exons.